Messenger RNA from Antechinus flavipes (yellow-footed antechinus), 4786 nucleotides. RefSeq names its product shisa family member 7 (gene SHISA7). The record is from RefSeq and is a predicted model, not a curated record. Gene Ontology annotation, biological process: regulation of short-term neuronal synaptic plasticity; regulation of AMPA receptor activity. The coding region runs from base 368 to 2083 and encodes 571 amino acids. The transcript has 6 exons. NCBI's taxonomy places the organism in Eukaryota, Metazoa, Chordata, Mammalia, Dasyuromorphia, Dasyuridae. Gene Ontology annotation, cellular component: postsynaptic density; AMPA glutamate receptor complex; dendritic spine membrane.
CAUUGGAGCUCUCCACCCAACACUCCCGGGAAGCCCGGGCCGGUGGCAGGGGGCCAAGAGCUCGCGGGUGAGAGCGGCCUGGCCCUGCCCCUCCCUCCCCUGCCUCGCCUCCCCCUCCAUCCCCGGCUUCGUUUCCCUCGCUGUUUCUAAGUGUCUCCCACAUCUCAGUCUGCGUCGUCUCCUUUGUCUGCCCCUCUCGGCUCUCCUGCUUCUCACUCUGGGGCCGGGAGGUGGCCGCCUCUCCCGGCUGAGGCUAGUGGGGGCCCGGGGGACAGAUGUGGCCGCCACUCUCUGUAGCCGCCCCCACCAAAGACCACCGGAGGCUAAGGGGGAGCAGAAGGAAGGGGCGCCAAGCCUUGCUGCGGCCAUGCCUCCCGCCCUGUUCCUGUGGCCCCUCCUCCUGGCCUGCGCCCUGGGCCCGGCCCCCGCUCUGGCCCACCUGCCCAACGGCACCACCGGCCCGGCGGCCACGGGCCCCCUCCCGGCCCUGUUGGCCCACCUGCGCAGGCUGACGGGGGCCGUGACGGGGGGCGGCGGCGGGGGCGGCGGCGGGCCCGGCAACGGGACCUCGGGGGGCGGGGGGCAGGCGGCCCGGGCGCCCCUGCCCGCAGAGCUGUGCCACGGCUACUACGAUGUCAUGGGCCAGUACGACGCCACCUUCAACUGCAGCACCGGCUCCUUCCGCUUCUGCUGCGGCACCUGCUACUACCGCUUCUGCUGCGAGCACCGCCACAUGCGCCUGGCGCAGGCCUCCUGCUCCAACUACGACACCCCGGUCUGGGCGUACACCCCGCAGCCCUCCGACGCCGGGGGGCCCGGGGCGGGCGGCAACGGCGGGGGGCCCGGGCCCGGUCAGCCGGGCUGGCUGGAUGGGAACCGGGCGGGGGCCGGAGCCGGAGGGGCCGGGGGCAGGGGCGGUGAGGGGCCGGGGGGCAGCACGGCCUACGUGGUGUGCGGCGUCAUCAGCUUCGCCCUGGCCGUGGGCGUGGGCGCCAAGGUGGCCUUCAGCAAAGCCUCCCGGGCUCCCCGGGCUCACCGGGAGAUCAACGUGCCCAGGGCCCUGGUGGAUAUCCUGAGGCAUCAGGCGGGCCCCACCACCCGUCCUGACCGGGCAAGGAGCAGUUCCUUGACCCCAGGCCUGGGGGGACCCGACAGCAUCCCGCCCCGUCCCCCCAAAAACCUCUAUAAUCCCGUCAAGGCCUCCAACCACGACACGUUGCAUCAUAAUUACAUCCACCUCAAUGUCAACAGCCCCAAACAUCACGCUGCCACCCUGGACUGGCGGGCCCAGCCCCCGCCCAGCCCGGCCCUCCAUUACUCAACGCUCUCCUGCUCGAGGUCCUUCCACAACCUCUCCCACCUGCCCCCUUCCUACGAGGCGGCCGUCAAGUCGGAGCUCAGCCGCUACUCCUCCCUCAAGAGACUUGCCGAGAAGGACCUGGACGACGCCUACAUGAAGCGGAGGCACAUGGCCGAGCUGCCCCGCGGGACGCUGCCCCUGCACGCCAUGCGCCGGCCGGGCACCGGGGGCGGUGGCUACGGCGGGGCCGGAGAAGGCUGGGGCAGCCCCGAGGAGCAGGCCCCGAUGCCCAACCCCCGCCGCGUCAUGUCCCAGGAGCACCUGCUGUCCGACAGCGGCCGGGGCUCCCACUACGAGUUCACGCUGCCCCGGGCCCGCCUGGUCUCCCAAGAGCGCCUGUUGCUCUCCUCCCCCGAGGCCCUCCAGAGCCAGGAGCGGCUCCUGUCCCCGCCCCGGAGCCCCGCCCCGCCUCCAGACCCGCCCCGAGGGGGCCUGGCGGCCUCCCACACCAACCUGCUCCUGGGGCCCGGCCCCCCCACGCCCCUGCACGGGCUGCCCCCUCCCCUCCACGCCCACCACGCCCACCACGCCCACCACCUGCGCCACGGCCUGUCCCCCUCGGCCUGGGGGGGCAUGGGGCCCGAGGCGGGGGGCGGGGGAGGCACGCUGGCCCGGCGCCCGGCCUUCCAGCACCAGGGAGGCCUGGAGACCCUCCAGUUCAUCCCCGGCCACCACCACCCACAGCACCUGCGCACAGCCAGCAAGAAUGAGGUGACGGUCUGAGGGCCCGAAGCUGGCCCUCCCGGAGGCGCCCACCGCGCGAGGCCCGGCCAGGCUGCCCGGCCGCCGGGGGCCGCGGGGGCCUCGCCUCUGGGGCUCCGCCCCGGCCAGCGCGUCCCUUCUGCGCCACGAGCUCCAGAGGCUCCGGGCCUUCCUGGACCUCGCCCCCGCCACUCUCCCCUUGUCCCCGGUGAUCGCCUUCUCGUGACAUCACUGCCAAAGCCUUCGCCCCUUCCACGUGUUCCUCUCCCCCCGACGGCGUCUCCGGAGGCCCCCUCCCGACUCACCCCGAGGCUCCUGGGUGUCCCGAGGUGCUAGAGGCUCCCCCCCCCGCUGCUAGCCCCCUCGCCCACGGCGCCCCCUCCCGGGCACGUGGCCCUCCACGCGGCCAUCGGCAGAUCUCCGCCCCUCCCUGCUCCACCACGCCCAUCUCUGCGACGCCACCCGGGCCGCCCGGGCUCCUUCCCUGCGGAGCGUUCUCCUGGGGGUUCCGACCCUCUUGGGAGGCGACCCGGGAGCAGCGGGGGUCAGCAGGAGACUGGCCACGCCCCGCUGCGUUCCCGCCGGGCCCUUCCGUGGUGUCAUUUCCCAGAGGCCCCUCCCCGCUCCCGUUCCUUCCUGGGAUUUGGGCCUGAGGACUCCCACCGCCCCCCGAGAGUGUGAACUCGCUGCCAUCGCACGGGGGCGUUGGGGGAGCCUGGCCCUUAGCCCAGCCCUCUGGGCCCCGGCUCAGGCCUCUCCCCCUCGGCCGUCCGGCCUUCCUCCCUCCGGGUCCUCCUCAGAGGAGCCAGGGAAGGCGGCAGCUGGAGCCCCCGAUGGCCGGCCAUCUCGUCCAGCCCCGGCCGCCACCUCCCGCCCGAUGAGGGCGCUCGCAGCCUCUUCUCGAAGCCUCCAGGGAGCGACCCGCGCGUCUCUUGGGCUUGGGGGCAGCUCUCGUCGGGGACUUCUUCGCGGGAUCGGGGCCCACUCAGCAUCUUUGCAGGCCCCGCCACCCCAGCUCCGGCCUCGGGGCAAAUGGAAGAAAUCUCGUUCGUUCUGAGACAGCCCCCCGUUCCCCACCCCCUGUCCCCCCCCAGCCUCCCCGCUCAAGUCACGCUGUCCUCUCAAAGGACGUCUCCCGGUGGCCCCGGGCUGUCCUGGCUGAUCCGGGUCCUCCUUGCCCGGGGGCUCCCAGAACCGCGCCCAGCCUUGUGGGCGCGCCCUGACCAGGCAGCGAGCAGCCGGACUCGCCUCGCCUUCCCGCAGCCCCGGGGGCUCCCCACCCGGCAGCCUGACGGAGGCGGCUUCCUCGGCCCGGGGCCGGCCUGAGGGUCUGGGUCCCCGGGGCGUCCUCCUGCGCCUCGGGCCCCCGGCUUGAAGGCCCCCGCCCCCAGCCUGGGGGCCUCCCCUGGGACGGGCGGUCGCUUCCUUCCUGCCGGUCCCCGGGGCCCGUGUCGCGCCUCCCUCCGGUGACCGGUGUCGCCGCUGCUGUCCGGACGGCUGCCUCGAUGACGUCGCCUCCUCGGGGACCCUCCCCCCCAGCGGAUGUCACUGCUCACGGGCCUGGCCGAGAGUGACCCGGCCCCCCGGCGGGUGGGGCGGCUCGUGUCUGCCUGCGGGGGCGCUUCCUCCCCGCCGAGGAUGUCCUGGCCUCCCUCGGAGAUUCCUGCUCCGGGGGCUUGGGGAGCGGCCCCUUCUCCGUGAAAUCACUGCCUCUUUGCCCUCACUGCCGUGAGCUCUGCCCCCUCUGACUGCCUCGACCUCCGGCCCCCCCUCCCGGACUCGGGCUUCCCCUUUGGGGCUGGGGGUGGGCAGAGGGAAGCCUGGAGGAGCCGGCAGGGGCUGAGACCAUUCUUAAGGCAUCUCCCCUUCCCCUCCCCCAGGGAGCCUUUCUGGUGUUUGGGGGCUCCCCCAUUCCCCACGCACAACUCAUCCUCCCCUUGUACAUAGCCAUGAUUUGGGGGUGCCUAUACCCCAACACUAAAGGGCUAAACCCUCCCCAGCCCCAGGGCAAGGUGGGGGGCUCCUCUCCCCGACCGUCCCCAGCCCUCCCCCCAAUGCCUGCACUUCUGCCCUCAGCUCCAGCUGCACCUUAGUGGUGAGACCAGGCCCUUGGCAGGGCGGGGGAGGAGCCGGCGCUGCCCGGCAGGACUCCUUUGUGCGAGGCCCCCGGGCCCACGCCCCACAGCCCACUCCAUGGGGCCUCCCAGCCUUCCCCACUCCAGAACUCUCUCUUCCGUUUGUCCCCCACCCCCAUUCUGCUCCCUCCCUUUGUUUCCCUCUCAAGGACCCAGGUGGGCACUAGCCCAUCUGCCCGGGGUGCCCGCGCCCCCUUGAUGAUUAUAAGCCAUAAUGGGAAAAGGCCAGGGCAGGGGGGGAGGGGGGAUGGAGCGGGACAGGCUUUGGGAGCAGAGCAAAGCUGCAGGAAUCCAGCCUCUCCCACCCCAGGACACUUUGGACCUUUUCUGUUCUGGAAUUGCUGGGGUGGAGGAGGGAGGAGGGAGCACUCCGUGGGAGAGGACGCCCCAGCCCUCGCCCCGUGGGAGAGCAGCUCCAGCCCUCGCCCCGUGGGAGAGCAGCUCCAGCCCUCGCCCCGUGGGAGAGCAGCUCCAGCCCUCGCCCCGUGGGAGAGCAGCUCCAGCCCUCGCCUCUCCCUCUCUGCUCUCCGCCUGAGUGAAGCCAGAGUUGUAUCUUUGAGAUUUUUGGAAUAAACAGGUGUUUUCCUGC